AUGGCGAAGAAGGAGGGGAAGGACAACGAUGGCCUAGUCGCUGAAAUUGAGAAAAAGAUUACAGAAGCUUUUGAGGUGUUUGACCGUGAAUCCAAUAAAACUGUGGAUGUCAGGGAGAUUGGUUGCAUUAUCAGGUCACUGGGUUGCUUCCCAAAUGAGGCAGAAGUACAGGAACUGCUUGCACAGAUAGAAGUAGAAGAACCAGGUGGAUUUGUUCAUCUGGAAAAAUUUCUUCCAGUGAUGACAAAAGUUCUACUUGAUAGAAGAUUCCGGCCUAUUCCAGAAGAUGUUAUUCUACAUGCAUUUGAGGCUUUAGAUGAGAAUAAAUGUGGAUAUAUUACCAAAGAGGACCUGGUUAAACAUUUGACUGAAGAAGGUGAGCCCUUUACUCAGGAGGAAAUGGAGGACAUGCUUGCUGUUGCUCUAGAUCCAGAAACAAAUAUUCUUCACUACAGAGACUACCGUACAAAGCUGGUAGUAGAUGAAACUAAGACCUUCCCCUUUAAUGUCUGA
Molecule: messenger RNA, 513 nt
Organism: Pseudopodoces humilis (Tibetan ground-tit)
Lineage: Eukaryota; Metazoa; Chordata; Aves; Passeriformes; Paridae
Gene: DRC8
Product: dynein regulatory complex subunit 8
Cellular component (GO): sperm principal piece
Molecular function (GO): calcium ion binding
Source: RefSeq, a predicted model, not a curated record